Triplophysa dalaica is the source of this 7197-nucleotide messenger RNA. It is a transcript of the gene mia2, whose product is annotated as CTAGE family, member 5. The record is from RefSeq and is a predicted model, not a curated record. Bases 114 to 6641 code for a protein of 2175 amino acids. Lineage: Eukaryota; Metazoa; Chordata; Actinopteri; Cypriniformes; Nemacheilidae. Gene Ontology annotation, cellular component: endoplasmic reticulum membrane; endoplasmic reticulum exit site. Gene Ontology annotation, biological process: endoplasmic reticulum to Golgi vesicle-mediated transport; protein secretion; vesicle cargo loading. The transcript has 29 exons. Gene Ontology annotation, molecular function: protein binding.
GAAGAGAGACCUAGCUUGAAUGUGGACUUCCUUCACUCUGGUUGUUGGAUUUGGGCACAAACAUAAAGGAAUGGAUCUGAUGAGAUGAAGAGAAUUGAUGGAUAUAUGCAAACAUGGCAGACGUACAUGUAUUUAUUUUGUUUUAUGUUGGACUUGGGGUUUUACACCAGGGUUUGGGUUUAAUAUCAGACUACAAAGUAUGUGGAGACCCAGAUUGUGCAAGUAUGAUGAGUCGUGUGCAGGCCCAGAGAGACUAUAGUGCUCAAGACUGCCGGUUUCUGAACUUCAGAAAAGGGGACAUAAUAACAGUUUACUACAAACUUUCGGGAAAAAGAAGUGAUCUUUGGGCAGGAAGUAUCGACAAACUGUUUGGUUUGUUCCCCAAAGAUGCUGUCAAAGUUGAACAACGUUUUGUUGAUGAGAAAAAGGAAAUCCAGGUGACCACCCAGGAAUUCGACUUCCUUUGCAUUGAUGAAAAUGGGUCAGUCAUUGACAGCAAAUCUGAGUUUGAUGAUCUGGAAGAUGUGACUCAAGAACCUCCUAAAGCAAUACUCAAUGGAGCUCAUGAUGAACUUAUUCAUACAGAAGAACGUGACUCUGGCCAGAUAUCUGUUCAAGAUGUCUCUGACCAAAACAACCCCAAGACAACAGAACAAGGUGGGUCUUCCUGGAUAGGCUCUGCUGUUAAUGGAUUGUUUGGCAGGAAUGAACAAAGCAAGGUGGAUGAACCACAGGAUGACAGCAGCGACCAGGAACCCUUCAAAAGCAGAAGAAUAGCAAUGGAUAUCGAGGAGAACCACAUAGAUGAGAAGACAAAGCCUGGAACGUUCAGUUGGAUCAGGGGUGGAUUGACCAAUGCCUUUGGAGACAAGGAUUCCAAGGUCGAUACUACGGACAACACUGAAAAACAGAACGACGAGAAGGAACCUUCAUCCCAGCCGUCUAGCUCCUGGUUCAGUAUGGGUAUGGGUGUUCUGGGCUUUGGUAAGGACGAUCCAAGCAAACCUGAAGCUGAAAUCAUACAUGACAACCAGAGCAACCCUGAUCAAUCUGUGGAUUCGGUUGAAAACAUACAAAAAGAUGAAACCAACCCAGAUCACAGUGUGGAGAAUGAGGAUCGUAGCUUGGAAGAUGGUAAAACAGAAGAGAAAGCACAGACAGGGUGGUAUGUCUACAAUGGAAUUACAAACAUUUACAGUAAAGAGAAAUCUGAAGGUGAUGAGGAUAAAGACAGUGUGUCAGAGGAAGAAAUUUAUAAAUUUACUCAAAACACAGAGGACAACAGGAACAAAGACUCAAGCUCACAGUCCAUAUUUUCAGUCAGUGGCUUUUCAUCUGUGCUUGAUAACAUUAAGAUUCCAUUUCAGUCAGACGCAGUAGUAAAGAGUGAUGUGGAACGUGAUAAUGAACAAACAACAAAGGAUGAAGAUAGAGGUAAGAAAGAACUAGAUGAGAAAACAGACAUAUCUGAUCUUAAUGUUGAUGUAAUUAGUCAAAUCCAGUCAGAUGAAUCAUUAACAUUAGAAGACACCAAUGCAUCUGAUGCUAUUGAGGAAAUAGUUGAUCAUUCACAAGAUUCUAGCACCCAAAACGAUGACACACAAGACAGAACAGUUUCAGAAACCUCUGAAACAAAACCAACAGAUAAUUUAAUCAAAGAUGUCAUUCAAACUGAAAACAACGCUGACCGUUUAGAUAGAGAGAUGGAGCAAAAUCAACAGGGACAGUUGCAAAGUGAGGAGGAAAAGACAACAAAACAGGUAGAUGCAGGAGAGAAAUACUUUUUGGAACACAAUACAUUCCCAACGGAUUUAAUUAGUGAAACCCAAGAGCUGUCUUAUGACAGAAUGACAUUACAAGACAUCAGAAAAGUGAACGACACCUCUCAGGAUGAUGAUACACAAGAGAGUAAAGAUUCUGAAGUCUUUAAAACAAAGUCAGAAGAUAAUUCAGUUGAAGAUGUUCUUCAAAGCAAAAAUUAUUUAACGGAUUCAAAUGCAGACAUUUUAAAGGAUGAGUUAAAACAAAGGCUCUUUGAAGGAGAAAAUGAUUCAGAAACUAUAAAGCGACAAGAAAAUAAUAAUGAGGUCAUUUCUACCAUUUCCAAUAGCACAAACCCUCAAGUUAGCUCUGACUUGGAUGAUUUUCACGCAACUGAAACUGAUUUAGACGAAGAAAAACAAUUAUCGGGUUUUGAAGAUUCAGACACUAAAUCCAAUAUUGAGACUAUCACAAUAAGUCAAAACAAGCAUAUAGAUUCUAAAACAAUUAUGGACACAUUAUCUGGGCAUAGUGAUGAUCACACUUUAGCUGUCGAGGACACAGGCGCAGAGAUAAAGGAUGAUAGUAUAGGCAAACUUGAUGUUACAGAAAUAAAUGAGACACGAUCAAAAGAUGAAGAUAUCGAGAAGAAUGAUGAAAUGUUACCAGAUUCAGGAACACUUGAAACAGAAAUAAGAAAUGAAAAUAAGUCAAGCACAAGCAUAGUUUCUCUUGAUGUAAGUGAAAAUAGAUAUGCUCUGGUUCACAAUCAUAAACUAGAAACUGAAUUGCCUGCAACGAGAGAAGAAAAUAUACACUCAGAUAUUGAACCUGAAUCACAUUCGGCUCAAACAAUAGAUGAAAAAAUGGAAAACACGAAUGAACCACUCAGCGACUUAAUUGAGACAGAUAAGGCAAAUAUUGAUAUUAGAGAUAAUAUUUUAACAGAUGAAAGUCAAACAAAUUCAGAAGGUGGACAUCAAGACCAGGUCACGGAAGAACUAAAUGCCAGUACAGUUUCUGAAUCUACAGAGAAUGAUCUCGAAACAAAAGAAGUAAACACACGUUUAGAUUAUAAAGCUUUGAAUUCUGAUGUCUCCAAGCCUGAUGUUACAGAAAUAAAUGAGACACGAUCAGAAGAUGAAGAUAUGGCGAAGAAUGAUGAAAUGUUAUCAGAUUCAGAAACGCUUGAAACAGAAAUAAGAAAUGAAAAUAAGUCAAGCACAAGCAUAGUUUCUCUUGAUGAAAGUGAAAAUAGAUAUGCUCUGGUUCACAAUCAUAAACUAGAAACUGAAUUGCCUGCAACGAGAGAAGAAAAUAUACACUCAGAUAUUGAACCUGUAUCACAUUCGGCUCAAACAAUAGAUGAAAAAAUGGAAAACACGACUGAUCUCGAAACAAAAGAAGUAAACACAGGUUUAGAUUAUAAAGCUUUGAAUCCUGAUGUCUCCAAGCAGAAUGACAACACACAAAUGAAGAAUGAAUAUUUGUCACAGGAAGCAUCUACAAAGGGUGAACCCGAUGGUGAAUUAUCUCUCACUGAUUUAAAUGAUGUUAGAGAUAACCUUCAGAAUGAAGCAGAUGCAAACAUUAAAGAUGUAGGCACAGAGGACCCCGCUUCCCAUAUCUCUUCUAUAGAAGCGGAAUUAACCAAAGAUUUAUUUGCACAAAAUGACCCAAAGUCACUUCAAGGUGCUGAACAAAAAGAAGAUACAGAGAUUGAUCUUGCAAAUCAUAUGGAUCAUCAAACGGAAGCUGAAAGUGUCACAGGUGCGACCCAGGAUCAGACUGAUGCUGACAUGACCCUGUACCUGGAAGCUGUUGAGGAAUCUCAACCUGGACCCUUUCAUAUUCACACUUUGGUUUCUUCCGCAGAGAUUAAACCGUCACAAAAACUCUCUGAAGAAUAUCCUAAACUAUAUUCACACCUGAGUGAACACAAUAUUAAAGAUAUUUUAGAUAUAUUCGGAGAACACAAGUUAGCAUGGCUGGAUUCCAAAAUUGGAAGCUUUUCAAAUUUGGAUACUGGUCGAGAUAAUGAAGAUCUUGCUGAACUCAAUGACCUAGAACGGCUCUUGGAAAACCAUAUAAAGACAAGAAGACACAUUCAAAACAAUAAUGGUUUUCCUGACAUGGAUAGCAAUAAUGAAUAUCCAGAAUUACAACAAUUGGCUUUCCUCUUAUCCACUGUAAGAGAGACCUAUACACCAGGGAACACAAACAUGAAAGUAGAUGGAAGCCCAGGAAGCAGCCAAGAAAAGUGUUCUCGUGGAGCCUGUCUCAGUCUAAAUGAGAAUACACAAAUCUUCCCUCAAGAGGCUGAAAAUAAUCAAAUGACUGAGGGAUCUGACAUCAAGGAUAUCAGACAUUCCAUGGAGGUGUCCGUCCCCGAGGAGAAGGAUCUUUUCAAGAAUAUUAUUAAUGAAGGACUUCAUGUGGAAGAUUUUCAGGCUUUUGAUCAGGACGUGGGAAUGCAUAAGGAUUCAACAGAUUUUGAAAUCAAGAAAACUUCUUUCCAGCUUAACCAUGGGCUUUUCUCUGAGGAACACGAUAAACCUGAAGCAUUACAAAAUGCUGUAGAGCAAUUUUAUCAGCUCGCUGUUUUUGUUGGCGGAGUUACAAUGAAUGGACUUGCAUCUGUAGUACACAAGGUUGUUUCAUCACUUCCUGAUGACAUACGUCCUGGUCCUGACUUAUAUGGACUUCCUUGGGAAGCUGUGGUCUUUACAGUCUUUUUCGGUUUAUGCACACUGCUUAUGUUCAGCUGCAGGUUUAUCCACUCUAUCAAAAGCAGACUUUAUGCAAGCAAAGAGAAACAGAUGGCUCAGAAAGUUGCAGAACUGUUGGAUGAAAAGUGCAAAGUGCUGGAGACGUUCAGUGAGGUCAAACAAAAGUAUGAUAAACUGGAUUCAACACUUCAAAACAGUGGCAUAUCUGCUCAAACUGCAGAGAAUGAAAGUUUAGAGUUGGCAUCGCAGAAGCUUGAGCAAUCAAACACCCAGAUGAAAAAAGAAAUUGAACGGCUACAGGAGGAGCUGUCCCAUCAAAACAAAGCAAGGAAACAGCAAGAGGAUCAGCUUGCUGAGCUCGAGCAGAUUUUAGGGAAUUUGGAAGAAGAAGCUAAACAACGAAAGUCACAGUUGGAACAGGACAACACGACUCUGAAGAUUCACGAGAUCAACACGGAGCGACUGCAGAAGAACCUGCAGGCAUCUAAAGAAGAGCAUGAAAUGCUGCUUGAGAGUAAAGCCCAGCUGGUGUUGGAGGCUGAGGUGUGGAAUGAACGUCUUGGUGAGUUAGAGGAGGAGAUGAAGCUGUGUGAAAGAUCUCACGCUGGCAUGAUGGAGGACUGUGCUAACAAAGACGAACGCAUCAAGUCUCUGACAGAAUGCCUUCUGAAGAUGAAAGACUGGAAUUCUGAAGAAGACACCAUUGAUGGCAGCAACAAUAAAGCCGGAACUGAGAAUGGCAACAGUUCAGAUUUCCACAAGAAGCAGAAAGUACAGAAACUUAUUGAAGCAGCCAAGAUGAGUGCAGACUUGAAGUCCAUGGAGGAAGAUAAGAACAGAGUGUUUGCCAAACUCGCAGACGAGGUGAAAGCCAAAGAAGAUCUUCAAGGGGGUAUCAAGGAAUUUGAGGAGGAUAAAGAGGUUAUGGAGUCGGAAAGUGCCAAAUACUCCAGCGAAAUCCAGAAACUCCAGCAGAAACUGCAGAUCAUGACCGAGAUGUACCAGGAGAAUGAACUCAAACUUCACAGAAUGUUAACGGUGGAGGAAAAGGAACGCUUACAGAAAGAAGAGAAGCUCAACAAAGCAGGCAAAAAGAUCAGUCUCGCUGCCGAGGAGCUCAACACGUACAGACAAAGAGCCAAAGACCUGGAAGAGGAGCUGGAUAGGACUUCACAAGCUUACAAGAAUCAGGUUGCUUCUCAUGAGAAACGGGCUCAUGAUAACUGGCUGGCAGCAAGAGCGGCAGAUCGCGAUCUUGCAGAUGUCAAAAGAGAAAACUCUAAUCUCCGCCAGAAGCUGACAGAUUCCCAGUUUAAGCUGGAGAUUCUUGAAAAGGAUCCGUAUGUACGAGAGGGCAGACCUUUACUUCGAGGUGAGAGAUCUCCCUAUGGGCCCUCUCCUCUUGGCCGACCAUCCUCAGAAACGCGGCCUUUUCUUUCUCCACCUACACUGAUGGACGGCCCCCCUCGACUCUCACCACAGUUUAUAAUGGGCCCUGGUGCUAGAGCAUCCCGUGGCGUGGUAGAGCCCCCUAUUGGUGGGCCAGACUUUGAGCGGAGUGGCCCUCGCUCCGAUAGUGGCUCACUGUCACCCUCCUGGGACAGGGAACGCAGGGGCCCUUCUGGCCCUCCAGGUCACCCUCUCGCAGACCCAGGUUUGCCUUAUAGGAGGCCCCCUCCAGGGCCGUACCCGAUGGGCCCUUUACCUCCUAGACCACCACAUCCUGAUUCAGGAUACUUUGGUGACAAAUCAAUCAGUGGGAAUGAAAACAGAGACGGUCCACACUCAAUGCCUGGUGACAUGAGAAUGCACCCUGAUCCAGAUUCGAGAAUGGGACCUCAUCCCGGUCCCCCAUUAAUGAGAAUGCCUCCACCAAUGGACCCCAGAGAUCCACACAUCCGACUCAGGGGCCCUUAUGGACCACCAGACUUCUUUCCACCCCGUGGACCUGGUGGUCCACCCAUAGGCAUGCGAGGGCCACUCCCCCCUGGGGUGUUUCCCAGAGCUCCGCUGCCAUUCCCUCAACGUAUGGGAUAUCUACCACAAAGACCCCCAUCUGACAAUUUUCCCUCUGGACCACCUCCCAGGCCUUCCCCACCAGGAAGCGAGCAGCCCCAUCAACAGUCGCCUUCACCUCACGAUGUCAUCUGAUCUGUGCGAGUUGCUUUUCCUCUCCAGCAUACCGUUUGUGACUUCCUGUUGUUGUUGUACUCAGGGGGUGUUUCCUUAGACAUUUAACCGCCGUAGCAAUGUGGUUAUGUCCUGUCUGAGUGUGAACUUGAGUGCAAAGCCGAGUAAAGGAUACGGCACAUGCUACUGGUUAUUUUAUGAAGAGGAAUCAUUUGUUAGCCUGAUCUCUGUAUUUGAGGUACAGUGUGAGAGUGUGCGACCUUGUGUAUUAUGUAAAUCUGUAUGUUUGAAAAGUCAACCGGACUACUUUUAACAGGAUUAUAAAUGCUCAGGAUUGUAACGGUUUUUAAAUGGAAGGUAGUUGAUGCAAGGUCCUCAUAUUUGUCAAACUGUAUAUAGAACUUGUAACGAGUAUGUAUUGUAUAUAGGAUUUUGAUUGACACCACUCGCUUGAGAAAAGUCCAGAGAACCGUCCAUGUAGUUAAUGGUAUUUAUAGUUUCCUUUAACAAGUUAUGCCUUAAAGGUGGUCUGGUGAAAUAAACUUGUGUACAUUAAAUAUGUAAUUGAAUAAAAACA